Molecule: messenger RNA, 1307 nt
Organism: Suillus bovinus
Lineage: Eukaryota; Fungi; Basidiomycota; Agaricomycetes; Boletales; Suillaceae
Product: NADP-dependent mannitol dehydrogenase
Exons: 10
Coding region: 311-1102 (263 amino acids)
Cellular component (GO): intracellular anatomical structure
Molecular function (GO): oxidoreductase activity, acting on NAD(P)H, oxygen as acceptor
Source: RefSeq, a predicted model, not a curated record
GACGCAAGAGAUGCGCAAGGCAGAGGCUGAAGGUGAGAAAAGGGGGCAAGAAGGAAAGGGUUUUACUGUCAAGAGUCAGCUACUUUUUAGGCGAUGCCAGUUUACAGUUCUGAGAUUUCAAAAAGGGGGACGUUCUUAGGUCAGUCAAUACAGCACCAGUGACUAUCAAAUUCAAAGAGGGGACAGUUAUGACGUCUUCGAACCACGAACAGUUUAUAUACCGCUUGCCUCAAGUCUCCUCUCUAGUCUUCUCCGACUUCUCGACAUUUAUUACACUCGCACUCAACGCUUAUCCACCGCUAAACUCACCAUGUCUUCACCUUUUACCAUCGAUUUUUCUGGACGAUGCAUCAUUGUCACUGGGGGAAACCGCGGCAUUGGGCUCGGGUACAGUGAAGCUCUCGCUAAGACUGGUGCCCGAGUGGCAAUUAUCUACAGGAGUCACAAGGAUGCCCCUAAGGUCGCUGAAGAUCUGAAAAAGAAAUAUGGCGUCGAAGUCAGGGCUUACAAGUGCGACGUCACCAAUGCUAAGCAAACCGUUGAGAUGUUUGAGUACAUCAACAAAGAGCUCGGCCCCGUCACAGGUCUUGUUGCAAAUGCUGGCGUUUCCGUCGUGAAGCCUUCUCUCGAUCUGACCACGGAAGAUUUCAACUACGUGUUCAAUGUUAAUGUCCUCGGCGUGUUCAACAGUGCCGUGGCUGCUGCAAAGCUUUGGAAAGGCAAAAACUUGAAGAACCUUUCGAUCGUGAUCACGUCCUCCAUGAGCUCGCAGAUCAUUAACCAAGCUGCGACAAACGAACCCUUGACGCAGGUGUUCUACAACUCUUCCAAGGCCGCCGUCUCCAACCUUACAAAGGGGCUGGCUGCCGAGUGGGCUGGACAGAACAUCAGAGUGAACGCAGUUUCUCCCGGCUAUGUGAAAACGGAUCAGACCGACACUUUGCCUCGCGACGUGAUCGAAUAUGAAAGGAACCACAUUCCCUUGCAAAAAUUCGCUCGUCCCGAACAGAUCACAGGACAGGGUCUCUUGCUCUUGUCUGAGCAUGGGGAUUACAUGACUGGCGGGGAGUAUUUCGUUGACGGCGGCCAGCUUAUCUGGUAAAUUCGCUUGCUAUCGCAAAGCAGUUGUGAUCGACGACGUGGUUGGAUGAUUUUGUAACAGAUAGAUGUAACAUUUGUAAAAUAACUUCAGACAAAGCCAUGCUGCUGUAAAGAUAUUACGGAAUCAGGAAGGACCGUGACAAGAUUGACCAAGUUCGCUCUGAAGUAAAUGCUGCCGAGAUUCAUCUUAUCAUCUAGGAAGCGAG